Molecule: messenger RNA, 4667 nt
Organism: Schistocerca cancellata (South American locust)
Lineage: Eukaryota; Metazoa; Arthropoda; Insecta; Orthoptera; Acrididae
Product: fatty-acid amide hydrolase 2-A-like
Exons: 11
Coding region: 1-1770 (589 amino acids)
Source: RefSeq, a predicted model, not a curated record
AUGGCGGGCUGGCUGGCUGGCGGGCGAGCGCGGCUCGGCAGUCGUCGCUGGCGGACACCGCAGGCCGGAGACGCGCCGUGCUGCACACGCGAGAGCGAACUGAGGAUGCUGACGUGGUGGUCGCAGUGGGCGCUGCGGCUGCUGAUGCUGGCGGCGCGGCCCGUGGCGCUGGCCCUGGUGCGCGCCCGCCUGCUGUUCGCGCCGCGGCGCGCCGUGCCGCCCGUCUCCGACCCCGUGCUGCUCGUGCCGGCGCACCAGCUCGCCGCCGCCAUCCGCAGCGGGCAGCUAUCUAGCGAGCGCGUGGUGCGGGCGUACAGCGAGCGAGUGCGACUGGUGCAGCCGGUGGUGAACGCCGUUGUGGAGGACCGGCUGGCCGCCGCCCUAGAGGAGGCGCGCCGCGUCGACCACCUGCUGGCCGUGGGGGCGGCGCCGCCCCCGGAACAACAGCCUCUGCUCGGCGUGCCGCUCACCGUCAAGGGCAGCUUCGCCGUCCAGGGGCUGAGCCACGCGUGCGGACGACUGUCGCACGCGGCGGUGAAGGCGGACCGCGACGCGGAGGCGGUGAGCCGCCUCAGGGAGGCCGGCGCCAUCCCGCUGCUGGUGAGCACCACGCCCGAGCUGGGCCUCUGCUACGAGACCUACGAGAAGAUCCACGGCGUUACCCGCAACCCCUACGACACCAGGCGCACGCCCGGCGGCUCGUCUGGCGGCGAGGCGGCGCUGCUGGGGUCCGCGGCGUCGCUGGUGGGUCUGGCGUCCGACGUGGGCGGCUCGGCGCGCCUGCCAGCCCUCUUCUGCGGCGUCUUCGGCCACAAGCCGUCGCCAGGCGUGGUGCCGCACGAGGGCCACAUCCCGUCGGGCUCGGACAAGCGCUGGCCGCGCUUCUUCUCGGCGUCGCCCAUGUGCCGCUACGCGGGGGACCUGCCCCUCAUGCUGCACGUCCUCGCCGGGCCCCUCGCCCCGGACCUGCGUCUCCUGCAGCCGGUGUCGGUGCAGUCGGUGCGGGUGCUGUACAUGGAGGACGACGGCGGCGCCGUGCUGACGGACUCGGUGAGCCGCGCGCAGAAGGACGCUCUGCGCAGGGCAGUAGCCUGGCUGGACUCCGUGAGGGACCGCCCGGCCCAGCAGGUUCACAUCAAGGGCCUGCGGCACUCGGUGCGGUUGUCGGCGCCCCUCAUGAUGAGCAUGCAGCUGCACCAGCAUCCCCUCAUGAAGGCGGACGACCCAAACGACUGCGAGAACCUGGCGCUGGCGCUACUGAAGAUGAUGGUGUGCCGCCUGCCACAUAACAUGUACGUCUUCCACUACUCCUUUCUGAAGAAGUGGGUCAACAACCUGCCCGAAUCAACGUUACGAGGGCUCGCCGAUGAAGUGGACGAGCUACGUCGAGAGAUUUGUGAACUGCUGGGCGAGGACGGCGUGCUGCUGUACCCGACGGCCCCGCAGCCGGCCAACGUGCUGUUCGAGCAGUUCGUGCGCUUCCCCAACAACGCCUACCUGGCCAUCUUCAACACGCUGGGGCUGCCAGCCACGCACUGUCCGGCAGGCCUGCACCCCAGCUCCGGCAUGCCCCUCGGCCUGCAGGUGGUGGCGGCGCCGAACCAGGACCGUCUGUGCUUCGCGGUGGCUCGCGAGUUGGAGGCGGGGCUUGGGGGUUGGCAGCCGCCAGCGCCCCACACUGGCGCUGCCGCCGCCCCCACCACCGCCGCCGGCGACGCCGCCUCCGCAACCGCCCGUGCCGCCGCCACCGUCAUCCCAAUCGGCUCUUAGCCCCGCCGUCCGCCCUCGAACUGCCUCGACUGAACCACCAAGGAGCAACGCUGGCCAUCGUCACUCACCUCUGGCUGUGCUAACCUUCCAGCUGCCACCGCGCCAUCAUAAUGCGUCAAAAGAGUCGGUGCUAGCGUGUCUUCCUGUUCUUACAAGCAAUAGUUUGAAAAUUAUCAACGGUUUUCUCCGUUUUUUAUCGCAACUGAUUGCGUUUUCAAAGGACUACAGACUUAAUAAGCUCUCUUUCAGAGAUGGCUUAGCGUAACGAAAUACCUACUCAGCAUCAAACGCUAUGAAAUUUAGCGUUGCAUUCGGGUGGCUUAUUUGAUUAUGUGACUGACAAUAAUCUCUUGUGAAAUUUCGAGAAACUACUACUCAUGAAUUCACAGUUAUCCUGUUGGGAGCAAUACGUGUGUUCUUUCUGCAUCCUUCGUUCUUCCGUCUUAUGUAUUGGCUAUACAGGUACGAAUGUUACUCCUGUUUUACUGAGGAAAAUAAUCUUACACGAUGACUUACGAUGCCCGCCCUUGCCUUCGAGGCCGCCAAAGUGUAGCACUGUGGCAGCGCUCGACUUACAGACAACCGGUUUGAGUUUUGAUUCACCAGUUUGUGGCCAGGGGACGUGGUGGAGGAGUAGUUAUAAACAUCAGAGUUAACAUCAAUGUCCUCAGUUCAAGUUCCACAUCUUCUCGGACUGCCACAUACGAGGGAUAAUAGUUUUUUAUACUAAUACGUCUGUCGAAUGGAAACUAAAGUCAGCAGUCCUCUGACAUUUUUGGAAGUAAUAAUUACGCUCGUCAUCAACUACAAAAAUUUGACCCUCCACCUUAUUUACACUACUCACGGCCACCUAUACGAAAUAGUUACGCAAUUCGCAAGGUUGAGAAAGCGAAUAAAGGAAACCUUUCAAGUUUAGGUGGCUCCGUUUCUUGGGUACUCCACAGCCAAUAAUUCUACACAUUUAGUUUUAUCUUCUGACGAUUUUAAUUUAACAGAUUAUGACAAUAUGAAAAUUUGUUACGUCCAAACAACUCAAACAUCGACAAACCUGUCUUAAUGACAAAUGUUACCGAAACCGCUUUCAAAGGGCAGUUGCGUCUAUUACAGUGAUAAUAUUGUUUAUUUCACUGAUGUUAUUAUUACGUUACUGUGUAAUUUGCACUAUUCGAACGUACAGGUAACUCGUACGAUAGUCUAUUCGCAAAACACGAAGGUCAACAAAGAGAGGGAGGGGCAGAUGAACGAAGGGAGUAAUCACAAUGUCAAGAAGGUAAAGUCAUUUUUCUGCCUGCAGAUAUUCAAGAUAACUGCACUUUACACACAAUUGUAACUGCUCCGAUUGCCAAUGAUGUGCUUGCUGUAUAAAUGAAGUUGUCAAAAUUUCGAAAUCGCUUUUCCGGAACAACUUUAACUUGGUCAACCUGUACCACAACAUCCUUCAGAAAUUCAGAGAACAAGACCGAUUAGACUCCUGAAAUCUACAUCUACAUCUACAUUUCUACAUUUAUACUCCGCAAGCCACCCAACGGUGUGUGGCGGAGGGCACUUUACGUGCCACUGUCAUUACCUCCCUUUCCUGUUCAAGUCGCGAAUGGUUCGCGGGAAGAACGACUGCCGGAAAGCCUCCGUGCGCGCUCGAAUCUCUCUAAUUUUACAUUCGUGAUCUCCUCGGGAGGUAUAAGUAGGGGGAAGCAAUAUAUUCGAGACCUCAUCCAGAAACGCAUCCUCUCGAAACCUGGACAGCAAGCUACACCGCGAUGCAGAGCGCCUCUCUUGCAGAGUCUGCCACUUGAGUUUGCUAAACAGCUCCGUAACGCUAUCACGCUUACUAAAUAACCCUGUGACGAAACGCGCCGCUCUUCUUUGGAUCUUCUCUAUCUCCUCCGUCAACCCGAGCUGGUACGGAUCCCACACUGAUGAGCAAUACUAAAGUAUAGGUCGAACGAGUUUUUUGUAAGCCACCUCCUUUGUUGAUGGACUACAUUUUCUAAGGACUCUCCCAAUGAAUCUCAACCUGGUACCAUCCUUACCAACAAUUAAUUUUAUAUGAUCAUUCCACUUCAAAUCGUUCCGCACGCAUACUCCCAGAUAUUUUACAGAAGUGACUGCUACCAGUGUUUGUUCCGCUAUCAUAUAAUCAUACAAGCGGACAUAAUUUUUACAGGUUUAAAACUAAAUGAAAUAUUUACCAUGAAACGAAAUAAAGUUCAACUCCCAAGUAUGAAAGAUUACGCUCCAGUACUUUGUGAUCGCAGCUACAGUUCUGAAACUAACAGAAUGCCCAGGGGCUAGUGAACGCCAGUUUUUUUUCGUGACUUCACUGGUGCAACAAAGUUUUUUGUCUUUACCAAAAGUUUCAUAGCAUCUAUCUGCUUCGUUAGACGUAAAUCCUUUUAUUUUGUUGUCGCUUUUGAAUUACUAACUGUAGAUAACUGUUCUUUUGAAGAUACUUUACAUAUUACUGAACACUAUACUUUCCGUACAUUUUGUAUGCACUCUGUACUACAGCACCAUGACUGAUUAAGAUUAAGAAACUGAUGACCAUCUAAUAUAAAAGUCACUAAUUGGCCUUCCAGACAGAAGAUCUCUGACACGACGUGAAAACAGUAACAAGCAGAGGAGUUGUGUGCUGCAUGGAAACGUAUGCAGUGCACUAGACAUUGAAAACAAGUGUACCCUUAAAAUUGUGCGCUCUCGAUUUUCACUACUGAUGCUGCAGUUGUGAUAUUGUGAAUGAACAGAAAACUAGCAUAGAAUACUGAAGUGUAAAAUGUUAGCUGUAAACAAACAAUGGGUCUAUGUGUAUCUGUAAUUAUGUACUAGAUUAUAGGAACUUCAACGAUCUGUAAAAAUCUGAUGUAAAUGUAAAAAGUAGUAAAUAUCGAGAUAUACUUUUA